AUGGCUAACAACGUGACCGCUACCAGAGAAACUACAAGGCGUACUCACACUUACAGUUUCCAUCGUGAGGGCAUGACUCAGUUGGGACAGUUGGGUGGAUUGAUUACUGGUCACAAUAAAACAGUGUUCACUGAGAAUUAUGAGAAGCCUGAUUUGGACUACAUCGCCAACGCUCUUUAUUUGAGCAUAGGAGACGUUCAUGGAAAUUGGAAGAAGAAUGGUAACACUCAUGGUUUCUACAUGAGUUUCUUGAUUGAAAAGGCCCAAGAGUCGGCUAACAAAAAGAUGUGGGAAGCCUUCAACGCCCUUCUGGCCGUUCUGAUCUAUGGGAUCGUGAUGUUCCCUAACAUUCACAAGUUCGUUGAUCUGGCUGCUAUAUGUCUUUUUGUGGAUAAGAAUCCGGUCCCUACUUUGCUAGCUGAUACGUACUAUUCCGUUCACUCUCGAUAUGGGAAAGGAGGAGCCAUAAGAAAUUGUUUGCCGUUGUUAUACACCUGGUUUAAGUCCCACCUACCUACAAGUGGUCCUUUCGUUACUUCUACUCAGAAAUGGCCUCAAAGGAUCAUGGGGCUUACCGGAAAUGACAUUGUCUGGUGUCCCACUGGAAUGAACGUGGAGAAAGUUAUAACUAGCUGUGACAAGCCUUUGGACAAAGAGAUAUUCAAAUCCGUUUGCUUUGAAAAGGGAACCGAUCCGAAGGGUCUAGAAAAAGUGAGGAGUGCCUGGAAUAGCAUCCAUACAAAUGAUCAGAUUUCUCUAGGUGAAAAGAAUGCCGUUGCCAAACAAACCUACACAGAUUGGGUUGAAGAUAGAGUUAAAGAUCGCCUGUUGCCUUUCCCGAAGGUUAACCCAUUGUACGAGCAACCACCUAAGAUUCCAAUUGCCACUGUGCCUGCUGAGAAUCGUAUCCAGGUAGAUAUGGAAUGCACCCAAUUGCACGAAAAGAAGUCGGAUGCGCAACCGAAACAUUGUCUUGUGGACCAGAAAAGAGUUGAGUUGACACACGAAGCCAAAAUGCUGAAGGGAGGAUCUUCCAGAGUUCAAAAGAGGGCUAGAACGGAAAAAGGUGAAAGAGAUACUACUGUUAUUGUCGAGGAUCACUAG
This is a messenger RNA of Vicia villosa (hairy vetch), 1104 nucleotides long. RefSeq lists its product as uncharacterized. The transcript is spliced from 3 exons. The coding region runs from base 1 to 1104 and encodes 367 amino acids. Lineage: Eukaryota; Viridiplantae; Streptophyta; Magnoliopsida; Fabales; Fabaceae. The record is from RefSeq and is a predicted model, not a curated record.